Rotaria sp. Silwood1 is the source of this 6246-nucleotide messenger RNA. Lineage: Eukaryota; Metazoa; Rotifera; Eurotatoria; Philodinida; Philodinidae. The record is from the annotation of a GenBank genome assembly.
AUGGGAGCAAACACAAGCACCGAAGAAACGAAUGAGGAAUCUAUUCUUCGUCAUCCACAAGAGGGGGAGGCUAGUGAUCUUUAUUGGGCUUGCCGAGCUGGUGACAUUGAUACCGUUCAACGGCUUAUUACGUUAACUCCCUACAUUGAUAUUAAUCGACUUGAACCGAAUGGUAGCACAGCUCUACAUGCAGCUUGUUUUUUUGGUCAUGCUAAUAUUGUUCGACUUCUUUUGCAUCAAUAUGGAGUUAUAAGUCAUCGACGAAAUUAUCAUGAUCUCACUGCCUAUGAGGAAGCAGCUACUGACGAGAUUCGUCAACUAUUUCAUCGUCCAUCAAGCUCACAGAGGUUCUGCAGUAGUACGACAUCCGAUGCCGAGCAUCUUUUUGCUCCGAACGUUACUGAGCAAUCGGAAGACGAAGAUGACGAGCCUGAUAAUUGGGUUCGAGGAGCAAAUAAAGAGGGAGCCGGUUAUCACUCUGCUUCGAUGGUAGGUGCUGCAAAAACACUGACUACAUCACCAUAUCUACAACCAUUAAUUCAAUAUCUUAUUCGUAGACAAUACAGUCGUUUUGAUGCAUACGACGAAAACACAGCGGCAGAAACUUUACGACGUCGUAUUGACCAGUACGUCACCCCAUCGCAUAUUCAAUAUCAUAAAGCAUGCGAACUUGUCUCAAAAUAUGUAAACACGAAAAAUGUGGAAUAUCUUUUGCGUCUUUACUCGCUUGAAACACCCUUUUACAGGAACCUUGGUAAAAAUGAAGAAACUGUUUGUUUCAUGCUUCCAAUUUUUUUUAAACUGAAUAGUUUGGAAAAUCGUGCCUACACAGGUCAGUCGUUUCGUGGUUUGACAAUGACUCCACAGGAUCUGCAAGCAUAUCAAUGGGCUUUCAAACAUAAAGGCAGUAUCUUGAUAACAAGUAGUUUAUGUUCGACGUCGGUCGACGAGAGCGUGGCUUGCAAUUUUAUUGGUGCUUCCUCGCCUGACAGAGUUCCCGUUUUGAUGGUGUUCAAUUUCCCAGAAAAGUGUGACACAGCAAUCCAACUCUUUCGUCUGUCUGACACUUUACCUUCCAUAUCCGAGUUUGAAAAUGAAAAAGAAGUUCUUGUUUUACCGCCAACGUUAUUUUAUGUCACCAACAUUGAAAUUGACCCAGCCAGUGGUCAACAUACAAUCUAUCUUGAAAACAUUUCAACACCACGGGGAAUUUUACCAGUAUUAAAAUUCUUUUGGAAUCUUAAGUUUGGUCAUGACGAAUAUGUAUUUUAAAAAGUUCAUAGCUGUGAAAUAAAACAAGAUGUUAGAAUAAUUGUGAUUCAGUCUAUAAAUACCAGCUAUUUUGAAUGGAUUUACUUUCGACAUUUUUAGUGAGCACAAAUGAGCUGAGAUAGUUAUCAUUUUGAAUUUAUUAAUGUGCUUUAUUAAAUAAAUUAAAAUGCAGAUAUUUUUUUCACAGCUGUCAAUGAAGCAUUGAGUUUUUUUUACUAAAGCAUAAUCCUAACAAAUAAUUCACAGUUGCAUUAGGUACUGGUACAAUUUAUGUUAUUUUAUUUUUAAUCAUAUUCUUCUAAAACAAAGUUUUUCUUUCUGACUUUACAGGUACGUUUCAAGAAAAAAAACUUGAAAAUCGUUAUUUAGAAGUGUAAAUAAGCAGAAUUUAAAAUGUUCUUCUUGGAGUUGUACAUGUUUCAUAAUAGUUUAGAUUUCUAACGAACUCCUGUAUAAACGUACCAUAGAAUAUGAAACAUUUUCUAGUGAUUCUUAAUAUAGUAAAAAGCUAACCAAACUCACCCGAAACUGAUAACUUCGGAUAAAACAUGUAUUGAACAAGGAACUUAAUUAUUUUCUAAUAGAGUUGCGAAAGCAAAAUCGGUGAAGAUUAAAACUAAAAUAUGAACUCGGCAAGAAUUCACUAAUGAAUUUAUGAGAUCGACAAAGAUCAUAAUACUCUAGAUUUGCAGUUUCAUUCUUGACGAAACCAAGAAAACAUGCAUGAUUAGCAUAAAAUUUCAAUGUUACGCAAAUUAAGUAGUGUAAAUAUGCGCAGACACAGCUAAUUCUGUUAAGAGGAUUUAAAAAUUUGUUGACAUCAAUUCGAAGUUAUUAAAAAUAUAGUUUAUUGGAUGAUUCAUCCCAUACAACCAUUUUGUACGGUCGAUUGUACACUGUUGGGAGCACUGGUCUGUACUAUGGAUCUCGAAUAUUCCUGCAGAUACGUAAAAAAUGAUGAUUAUCGGAAGAUCAAUUCGACGAACAAGUUAAUCGGGCAUAUCUCAAUCUAAAAUUAAGCCUAAAAUAAUCACUAAUGAGUCGAUAGAUACUACGCCAUUCCACAUCAAUGCAUUUCUAAAAUCAUCGCCCGAUAAAUAGUAAUUAUAUUCAAAUUAAUCUUGUGCAUGAUUGUAUCCGUAGAUUUUGUUCGUCCAGCCAAGAUAGUUUGAAUUUUCACGUAUGUUAAAUAUUGUAUCAAGUCAUUGAAGUCAAUUAUUGGAGGCUUUUCAAAUACUUCUUAUGGAUUGCUUUCAAAUGAGUAGAACAAUAUCAAACUAGUAAAAGGCUGAUAUUACUUCAUUUUAUUGAAAUACAGAUAAUACUGAUUGAGUUUUUGUAACAUGUUGUUAUUGAUCAGCUCAAAAUAUGAUAGCGAUACAUUGAAAAAUAAAAUUUUUAGUUUGUAACAGCUGUCUACAGAGCAAUGAUUUUGUAUCCUCCCAGGAGAUUCAAUCCGACUUGUGAAUUCAACCGGAACAUGUCGGUUACCAUUCCAGAUUGCGCCGGAAUCCGACAUCUUCCAUUAAGAAGUCUGUCGGAUCCUACAGGGUUUGCGUCGAAUUCCCAUCACCCGGAUUUCGAAUCGGAUUGCAUUGGAAAUCAUGCGGUCGAAUCCGGUCGUAACUGACAGCAUAUCUUAUCGUAUCAGUUAGGAACCGUCUUCCGAAAAGAGUCGGAUGAUCAAGGACCGUAAACUGGAAGAUGUCAGAUUUCAUCAGAUUCUCUGCAAAAAAACUCCAGCAUCGGAUUUUGCCGGAAGAGAUCCGAUCAAAUCAUGAUAAAUCCAAAAAUCGGAUUUCACCGGAUUUGAACCGUACUCUACCACCAUUUCAAACUCGACCGGGAUGUGGAUGUGACUCAACAGAAGACCCACGCCCCACACCCAUAUAUAAAAUUAGAUGAUAUUGGAAUGAUAGAGAGUUGUACUUUAAAGUCCUCUUUAAUUAAUAUCAUCUAAAGCUUUGCUCACACCUAUUUACAUACCUUCGUAUCCAUGGGAGGAUAUAUUCCACUGGCGCAUAAGUUCUGAGAGUUUGGAUGAGUAGAAUAAUAUCGCCAAUAUAAAACUACAUUUUAAGGAAAGUAAUUAUAUAUUCUGAUAGCGCUCGGAAUUCUCUAUCACCCUGUGUAUUUAAGUCUUGACUUCCAUUUAUUUGCUGAAAAAUAGUUUGAGUACAGUGAAGACACCCUCGGCCUCAGAUUCCCACAAACUUCAUUUUUUCUUCUUUUCUCAUGUGUUUUUAAAAUUUUUAUCUAUAUAGUAAUCCGUUUUUUAGAAAAGUAAUUAUAUAUUCUGAGAGCUCUUGAAAUGCUCUAGCGCUCUGUGUAUUCAGUUCUUGACUUAAACUUAUUUGCUGAGAAAUAUUUCGAACAUUGUCAAUGCGGGUGAGGAUGUCUUCAUUGUAUUCAAAAUACUUUUCAGCAAAUAAAUGCAAGUCAAGACUUAAAUACACAGGGUGAUAGAGAAUUCCGAGCGCUAUCAGAAUAUAUAAUUACUUUUCCUAAAAUGUAGUUUUAUAUUGGCGAUAUUAUUCUACUGAUCCAAACUCUCAGAACUUAUGCGCCAAUGGAAUAUAUAACUAUAGAAAAUCUAAUCCCUAUUGAAAAAUUUCUAACUAUCUAAGUAAAUCUCGUGUGUCUACUUAUAGUCAUCAAGUCUUUUUUAAACAGAAGUUUGAGUGAAAAAAUAAUGAAAAAAGCAAAUAUUUUGUUGUUUGAACGUAGCAUGUCACCUCAAACUUAAAAGACUUAUGUUUAUAAAAUAAAAAUCUUUGUCUACAAAUAUGCUCCGAACUAUCCACAUACUUCUAAACUAUUUCUUUAUCUGCAAUAUAUUUUGUGGAGUAGGUAUUUCAAUGUGUAUUCAUUGUUGUUUUCUAGUUACUGGUUGGUAUCGAAUAGAGGCUAAUGGGAUCAAACGGAAGUAUUUAUUUUUGUUUAUUUAAACAUUCCCAUUGAAGCAAUAUUUGCUAUAUUGAUUUUCACCAUGUUAUGAGCUAUUCGAAAUGGACAUAGGCAAAAUUAUUGUAAUGUCUUGUAAAAUGUCUGAUCAAUAUUCACAUAACAUGUAAUUCAGAUGCUUUUUUCAUAGUGAAUCAUACAGAAAAAGAUAAAACAUUCGAAAUUCUAUGAGAUAAAAUCAACUAUUCAUAUCAAUAAAUAUUUAGUCUACUCUGGUUUAAAUAACUGUCAAGGUUGUAAAAAGCUAUGUUCAUGUUUGAAUAGGACUAAUGUCCAUUUCAAAAUAAAAGAAGGGUGGUUGUUUUUCGAAUAGCUCUUCAACAGAAAGAGCUAUCGAUCUGCGAUUUUCACUAUUAGAAAGAGGCUGACAUUUUGCAUCGUUCUAUAUACUAGUUGAUAAAACUUGCUCAUAAUUUUAAUGAGCAGUCAGUGAAAUUCAAAGAAGUAGUUAAAGUGGUUUGAAAAAUGUAUGGAAUUUCAAUUAUAAAGAGUACGUUAGAUUCUCCUACUCAAGCUCUACAACUCUCCAUAGACUCGAAAUUUUUAUUUUGUAUUAUUCAAAAGGGUGUGGGUGUACUAUCUAUAAUGUUUCGUGAAAAUUUCAUUAGAUAAUUUUUUUUUUCAGGAUUCAAUGGAUGACUAUGAUCUGUAAUUAUAACACAGUUUGCACCAUCAAAACGUGCACGAUCCGCAUUAUUAUGUAAAAACUGAUCCUUAUUUUCUAAAGAUUUUACAAACGAGCAUGGUAUAGUAACAGUAGAUAUUUGUUUCUUUCUUUUUUUAUUGAUGAUGAUGAAUUAAUUCGUUGUUGAGAACAACGUCAAGCAUUCGUUUCGGUUUGUUGUUAUAUUUAUUAUUUGAAUCUAAACUCAAAUGGUAUUAAAGCAAAAACAACCAGCAUUUCUUUUUGUUUCACUAGCUUUGUUAAUGUGUUGUAUUACCUUUCAAUUGUAGUAAUCGAACAAAAAAUUCAAAACCUAUUAAAUUCAAUUUUAAUUGUGUUUUUUUUGCAAUUAAAAUUAAUCGAAUAGAAAAUAAUCCUAAGUUUCAAAUUUUCGUUUUUCAAAUUUUUAUUUGAAGAUUUAAUAGAACUUGUAUAUUCAGUUUUACUUUUAAUUAACUGCAAUGAAUAGGGUUCGCUAAAUAUUAGGUAUCACUAAUUCUAUGUAAUGAGCUAUAAUUUCUAGAGUUUGCAAGACAUAAUUGUUACUAUGAAUAUCAUGAGCAUUUUUUAAACUUGAACACACCAUCUAAUUGUCAGACAAAGUUGAAUGGAUACAAACUGGUCGAGAGGCAACAGCAAUGACUACUCGUAAGUGUCUUGUCUUCAUACACACAUACUCAUCAACUCACUUUACAUUUGGAAUAAACGUUGAAGAUGAAAUCUCCUUGAAAGCUUCUCAUAUAACACUUGAUAAUUACUUUUAAUAGAAAAAGCAUCAUAUCAUUCUUUAUACUAUGUAAAGCUUUAUAAAUAUCAUCUCAGAUCUAUCUCAGUCAAAAACUUCUUUAGCGAAAAGUUCAUAUCCUCUAGAUAUAUUUUAUUCAAUUAUUUUAGAUAAAAACAUCUGUAUUGAACAAAACCUCGUAUCAUCCACAAAUUGCAGUAACUUUUCUUAAAAUAAAAUAAUUUUCUACGUACACUUUCAUUGUUGAAAUUUUUUUAAAGUUAACUAUCAGAUUUAUUCAUUUUACAGAACAUUAAUUAAACCAAAAAUUUAGAACAAUUUUAUGAUAGUUAAAGGUAAUAUUCUUCAUAUUUGUAAAUGAUUAGCAAUUAUACAUAAUAUAGUUUGAUCAUGAGAUCAACAUCGUUAGAUCAAGUCACUUUUUCUAAAUUACAUGUGAAAAUCAUUUAUACUUCAUAUAUGAAUACAAAUAUUCAAUCAAUCCUAUCAACACAGUUCAAAUAAAUGAGCAUAAAAAUCUCAACAAAAACUAUUCACUUCAUAUGCAAAUCCUAGAACGAAUCAAGAUUUCAUACCAUUAGAAAUUAUUUCGUGUCUAUGU